AUGGAGAAAACACACAAACAGUUAAAAAGAAAAGAUGAUGAAUACAGAGAGAAUGAAAAUGCAAUGAAAAGACAAAAUACUGACAACAGAUAUAUGGAGAAAAGACACAAACAGUUAAAAAGAAAAGAUGAUGAAUACAGAGAGAAUGAAAAUACAAUGAAAAGACAAAAUACUGACAACAGAUAUAUGGAGAAAACACACAAACAGUUAAAAAGAAAAGAUGAUGAAUACAGAGAGAAUGAAAAUGCAAUGAAAAGAGAAAAUUCUGACAACAGAUAUAUGGAGAAAACACACAAACAGUUAAAAAGAAAAGAUGAUGAAUACAGAGAGAAUGAAAAUAAAACAAAAAGAGAAGACACAAACAAUCGGUUCAGAGAAAAGGAGAAAAAAACAGUUGAAAAGAAAAGAUGA
Molecule: messenger RNA, 411 nt
Organism: Mercenaria mercenaria
Lineage: Eukaryota; Metazoa; Mollusca; Bivalvia; Venerida; Veneridae
Exons: 1
Coding region: 1-411 (136 amino acids)
Source: RefSeq, a predicted model, not a curated record